GGGUUUGCUGGGAGGAGUUUUCCCUCCUGCUGUCCAGGUGGUGGCUGCCCAGGUGACAGCAGGUGGGUUGGGAGCUUAGGGGUUGUGUCUGGUGGUACCACCCACCAGCAUGGAUGGAUAUGUCAGUUUGGGGGAAAAAGGGAGAGAUUUGCUGGCGGCUUUUGGAGGAGAACCCAACCAACCUCCCGAUGCUUGCAAACCCACCUGAGGAAACCUGGGAUGAGGUGUAGCCAGGAGCUGCUUGGAACUUGUUUCAAAAGAUGUGCCCUACUUUGGAUAUUCCUGCAUUGAAUGUCUGAGGAGCUCCGGCCGAUCCUGAGCCAUGUCGCAGAUGUUGCACAUAGAGAUUCCCAACUUCGGGAACACCGUUCUGGGCUGCCUGAACGAGCAGCGCCUGCUGGGGCUCUACUGCGAUGUCUCCAUCGUGGUGAAGGGCCAAGCCUUCAAGGCUCACCGGGCGGUGCUGGCCGCCAGCAGCCUCUACUUCCGAGACUUGUUCAGUGGGAACAGCAAAAACGCCUUUGAGCUGCCGGGCACCGUCCCCCCCGCUUGCUUCCAGCAGAUCCUGUCCUUCUGCUACACCGGCAAGCUGACCAUGGCCGCCAGCGAGCAGCUGGUGGUGAUGUACACGGCGGGCUUCCUGCAGAUCCAGCACAUCGUGGAGAAAGGCACGGACUUGAUGUUCAAGGUCAGCUCCCCGCACUGUGACUCUCAGACCACCAUGAUCGAAGACCCCAGCUCGGAGCCGCAGAGCCCCUGCAACCAGCUGCAGUCGGCCUCGGCGCCCUACGUCAUGUCCCCCUCCAUGCCCAUCCCGCUCCUGACGCGAGUCAAACACGAGAACCUGGAGCUGCAGGCCCUGCCCGGCCUGCCCGGCAAGCGGCCCCUGGAGCCCGGCGCCCGGGACGGGCCCGGCGGUGCCGGCGGCGCCGGCGCGGGGCCCCUGAAGCUGUCGCGAGUCUCCUACUACGGGGUGCCCAACCUGGCCACGCUGCUCCCCAACGUGCAGCAGGUGCAGUACUCGCAGGGAGAACGCACCAGCCCCGGCGCCAGCAGCAUCCCCACCACCGACAGCCCCACCUCCUACCACAACGAGGAGGACGAGGAGGACGACGAGGCCUACGACACCAUGGUGGAGGAGCAGUACGGGCAGAUGUACAUCAAGUCCUCGGGAGGUUACUCUGUUGCCCAGGAGAAGCCAGAGCAGAUCCCUCUGGAGAACCGCUCCUGUGUGCUGAUCCGCCGGGACCUGGUGGCCCUCCCUGCCAGCCUCAUCAGCCAGAUCGGCUACCGCUGCCACCCAAAGCUCUACUCCGAGGGAGACCCUGGCGAGAAACUCGAGCUGGUUGCAGGCUCAGGUGUUUACAUCACCCGGGGGCAGCUGAUGAAUUGCCAUUUAUGUGCUGGUGUCAAACACAAGGUCCUGCUCAGACGUCUCCUGGCCACCUUCUUCGAUCGGAACACUCUUGCCAACAGCUGUGGAACUGGAAUCAGGUCCUCCACGAGCGAUCCCAGCAGGAAGCCCUUGGACAGCAGGGUCCUCAAUGCAGUCAAAUUGUACUGCCAGAACUUUGCCCCGAGCUUUAAGGAGAGCGAGAUGAACGUGAUCGCGGCCGACAUGUGCACCAACGCGCGGCGCGUGCGCAAGCGCUGGCUGCCCAAGAUCAAGUCCAUGCUGCCCGAGGGGAUGGAGAUGUACCGCAGCGUCAUGGGCUCCUCCACAAACACUGUCCCCCUGGAGCCCGACUUCCAGCCCAACGCGGGCCAGCCCUUCGAGCAGCGCAUCUAUGCAGAGAGGAGGAGCGAGGCGGGGACUAUCGUAGCCCUGAGAACUAGCACAGUGAAUGUAGAGCUCAGCAACGGAUCCAGCCAGCCCUUCGAGCAGGGCGAGGACGCCGAGGGCGCCGGCUCCGUCAUCCAGGAGGCAGCUGCCACGGAUGCUGUGGCAUCGGAAACCCAAAGCACCCCCCAACCCUUCGAGCAAGGCUCGGGCUCCUCCAGCCGGCCCGAGACCCCCGUGAGGAGACAGGAUGGUACUUAUGGAGGGACUUUAUAAAGAGAGCAAACAUUUCAUGACCUAUAAGGGAUCUGUAAUACUAAAGCUGCUUGCAUGCAUUACUAAUACGAAACAAAAAAAAAUGUGAUCAAGCCACUUACCUACUGAACUGCUACUGUUGCCUGAAAAAAAUGUGAUUUUUAUUCUGCUUGUAUUUAAAAUUUAUGAAGGAAAUAAUCGCAUUCGUUAUACUGUAAACGACUAGGUCUGUGGCGACCUACUUAAAAAAAUAUUGGGCUCCUUUUUUGAUAUUCCUGAGGUUAGUCUAUAAGAUUGUAGCUUUUUCUUUUUGGUUUAUUUUUUUUCCUUUCCUUUCCUUUUUCUUUUCUUGUUUUUUUUUUUUUUUUUUUUUUUUUGGUUUUUUGUUUGUUUGUUUUAAGAAGGGGAGGAGAAAAGCUAGCCACCCCCCACCCACCACCACCCCGUCAUCACCCCAUCCAUCACUCAGCUCAGAAGUAAAGCCAUCGUUAACCUUGUCCUCUAAGGAGAGUUUUGUCACUGAACAGGAAAGCGAGGUGUGUUCGGGUGCAGGUGCUGUGACUGGCCGCGUUUGUCUCGGGAAGGGCUCGAGCCAAGUGGGAUGGGCUGGGGGAAAUUCUGGCAGUGAAAUCAUGGCCAGACCCCUCUGGAGGCAGGGGGAGCCCUGGCCGUGGUGCUGCUGUCCCGGGGAGGUUCCUGCAGCUCCCUGGAGCAGGGAUGGUGCCGCAGGAGUUUGGGCUGGCACGUGUCGGGAGGACUGCGUGGGAUGCAGGUGGAGAGCCUGGCUGCCGUUGUGGUUGUGGUCUGGUUUUUGCCCAAUAUGGCUGGGUUUGGGUUUGGUUUCUCUCUCCCUCCCUCCCUUCCUCCCUCCCAGCCACUCCUUUUCCUUUGCUUCUCCGUGUUGGCACCUUCACGUCCCCGCUCCUGGGGGACCGGGCUCUGUCACCCCUCUGCACCCCGGGACGUGCAGGUCCUGGGGCACCCACAGGGAGGGGAGGAGCCCCCCCUCAGCCUGUGAAGGGAUUUAGGGAGGAAUCUGAGCAUGGAGAGCACGUUGUUCUUGCUCCAAAGGGAGCAACACCCGGAGCUCUUGGUGUUGGCUCCUGGCAGCAUCCGCCCCAGAGGCAGAGCUCAGUGCGUGCAGAGCUCACCCUCUGCCCCUCCCUCCUCCCCAGGCCAACCAGGCUCUCACUUUUUAAUAAUUUGGAGUGUAUUGGAUGCAAAAAUUAAAAGAUAAAAUGAGCUUUGUGCCCUUCUGUGAAGAGGUUUUGGGGAGGAGGAAGAGCUUUGCCUCCUGCUCUCCCUCCCGCUGCCCCUUCUGGGGAAAACCCAACGCGGAGUUAUUUGUCUUUAUUUUUCUUGUUGCAGGCUGAUGUCCCCAGGCUGUGGUGGCUUUGGUGGCCUCGGGAUGGGACUUGUGGGUGUCCCUGGAGCCCGAUGGGCAGCAGGUACCUGCUCUGUCCCUCCCCUUUCCAAACCCCAAAGUGAGCAGAGUCUGUCCAAGGGGACACUGCAGCUUCCCCCGAGUGCUGGGGCCAGGCUGGGGUCCCACGGGGAUGGCACUGCCAGUGCCCCCAAGGGAUGGGGACAGGGACAUUAAAGCCAAGUUUGGCUUUUUCCUUUUCUUUUUUCCUUUCCUAUUUUAUUGAUGGUUAUUUUUACUGUGACUUAACGACCUGCUUUAAUGACGCUUGCAGCUUGUUCUCUAACACGUUGGGGACGAGGAACAAGGUGCACAAAGAGUCACUUUUAGGCUGCUGUGGCUGUGCUCCUCUUUUCUUUCCUGCUUUGAUUCCCUAAUCCAGACAGCGCUUUGCUCAGGGUUUUCUUCCUUCUUUGUAUUUCCAAUGGGAAAGGGGGAGUGGGGAGAGGAUAACCCAACUUUUGGCCAUUUGUUUUGUUUUCUUUAAUACUUGAAGCAGUUUUUUUGCAUCAUAAAUAACGAGGCUGCCCAGCCUGUGCCACUGCUCCUGACAAACAAAUCAAUGUUGGGGAGGGUCCUGCCCCACAUUGGGUUUUGGCACAGCUUUUUUGGGGGGACUGUGAUGCCCCAGACCAGUUUUUGGGGGCUGGUGCAGGUGCAGAGGUGUGGGAUGUUUCGGAGAAGUGGGAAUGGGCACGGCUCUAUUUGCACUUUACCCACGUCACUGAACAACCCCGGGGACCACGGGCUGAGCUCGGGGGGCUUUGUCCCCAGCUAUCCCUGGGGACACGGAGCAAUUCCUUGGCCCUGGGGUGUCCCUGUGCCCUGGGGACAGCUGCUGGAGGGCAGCUCAGCCAGCUUGGUGGGGCUCAGGUUUGGCUGAGGACCCUCCUGAUCCCCAAAUCUUUGGGUUUGCCAAAAGUCUGAGGCAAGCUGGGAGCGGCUCCGGGUGCCGGAGAUCAAAAGUCGUCCCCUGUGUGUGUGUCUGUGUGCAUAUCUAUAAAUAUAAAUAUAGAGAGAAAAGAUAUUGCAGAGGAUUCCUCCUCCUCCUUUUUGGCACUUGCUGGGGGUGGGGAGCAGGCUGAGCCCCCCAGCUGGGGGCUGCACUUGGCUGGAGGGAUUAAUUCUGGACCAAACCUGUUCCCAGACAGCCAAGGGGGCCACCAGGGGGGCAGCAGCAAAGUACUUGAAUGGCUUAGGACAGAGAGUCUGGAGAGAGUCAAGUUGCACAGUGAAAAUAUAUAUUUUUAUACCUAGCACAACUUCCUGUAUAUUUUGGGGUUUUUUUCUUUCUUUUUUUUUUUUUUCCUUUCCUUUCCCUUUUUUUUUUUUUUUUCCUGAUUUGGGUUUGUUUUAUUAAUUAUUGUUAUUAUUAUUAGGAAGGCAAACUUCUAAAAUGUGAAGGGCGUUGGGUUUUUCCUUAUCUGGUAGAUGAGGGCAAGCAUUUUGCACUAAUGUUUCCUGUGUGUGGAGGAUUAAUGAUAUGUUUGAAAAUGUUAUAUGGUAAUGAUUGUAUUCUUCCGAGAAAAAAAACCAACAAAAAAAAAAAGGCAAAAAAAAAAAAUAACCCCUUAAAACUGAAUGUAAGGUGAGAACAGAGCAGUCCAUCGAUUGUAUGCGGCUUUCCUGAGUGCCUUAGAAUUUUUUGAUCAUUUUUUUUCCAAGGAAAACAGAUUAAGAAGAUCAGAUCAUAACCAACUCCUUCCUCCUCUUUGUUUACGACACUAUUUUAAAUUCUAGAAUUUUGGGGCUGCUUUAUAAUGUGAAUAGGAAACUGCAUUCAUCUAGGUCUGACAGUGUAAAAUCAGAGCAUCAGUAUUUAUGGUAUGUCUGCACCUUUAUUCUUAUGCUUGACUAUUAGCAAUAUUACCUGUAUAUUCUAUAUCUAAAGUUAUACCAAGCACCUUUAACGAGCGCAGAGUGUAAAAGCACCCGAGUUCCCGCAGCUGCCGUAGCGUAGGACCAGCUCCUCUCCUCCUCGUUAGCGCUAAUUAAACAAACACCGCUUCGCACGGCCGAGGGGCUGCAUGACCCUCCGCCAGCCCGGUGACACGGCGACAUUCCCGACCUUUCCCGGCGGUGAGGGCAGGAGCUGGAGCGGCUCCUCGGGGCUGGCAUUGCCCCGGAGAUCCCCGGGGAUGCGGGGCUGGGAACCGCGGGCUCCGAACCCCGCAGCGCCCCGAAACUGGAACUGCCCGCGGGCUUUGGGGAGCAGAGCUGUCCCCCGGGGCUGUCCCCAGCCCUGUCCCCAGCCCUGUCCCCCGGGGCUGUCCCCAGCUCUGUCCCCAGCCCCGUCCCCAGCCCUGUCCCCGGGGCCGUGCUCAGAGCUCUCGUUUUGCUGGAAAUCGCUCGCUGCGAACGGAGAAGGAGCCGUGGGAAGCCGGGAUGAGCCCGGAGUGUCCCCAGAGUGUCCCCAGCUGUCCCCGCAGCCCCCCGUGGCCAUCCCGGGAUUCAACUGCUGUUCCAAGUGUUCCUGCUCUCCAAACCGUGCUGGGAGCGAGCGAGGGGGCGAGUGGGACGCACUCACAUUGGAAACCCCUCCACUCCUCCUCCAGUUUCUUCCACUGUUUAAAAGCGUUUUGCACACACACAGAAAUCUAAAAAAAAAAAAAAAAAAAAAAAAAAAAAAAAAAUCGUGAUUUUUAUGUCAAGGUUAUAAUAAAAAUAAUAAUAAAAAAAAAGCCAAAACUUGCAAUACUAUUUUUAGCAGACGAGAAUAAAGAAAAGAAAAAGUAAAUUAAAUAAUUAAUAAAUAAUAAAAAACAACUGAGUAUAAAUGUAUAAAUAUUUUUGACUUGAACAUUUGGAUGGCACUUGAUUCAAAUAGAACAUUAAUCCUUUGGACAGAAUGUUUGGGGAAAAAAAAAAGGACUUAAAGUACAAGGUUGUUUUUAAAGCGUCUUCAUAGGGUAUUAAGUAGUACUGUAAUUCAUGACUGUUAAAAAUACUUUCUGUGCUGUAAGGAAAUCUCACAGUACCACUGAAUUAUGUUCCUCAGCUGUCUCAGCCACGAACGACGCUAGCUUCUUUUUUUUUAUUUUUUAUUUUAUUUUGUUUUUUUACCAUGCAUUAUUCACUAGUAUUUAUGUGCUCUUACUCUGUAUAGUUCAGACUGUUAUUUUGUAGCCAUGGCUGACACGAUAUAUCAGUAACUAAACAAAAAAAAAAGAGAGAGAAAACAUGAAGACCCCCCCACCCUGAGCUGGAACUGUGCUCAUAGCUGUUUUCAUAUGACGAAAAAAAUCCAUUAAAAAAAAAAACAAAAAACAAAAAAAACCAACCCAAUGUGAUCAUUAAUUGUAAAGCGCUUUGUAAAAUUCACAUUUACAAAAUAAUA
Messenger RNA from Serinus canaria (Common canary), 6795 nucleotides. It is a transcript of the gene NACC2, whose product is annotated as NACC family member 2. The record is from RefSeq and is a predicted model, not a curated record. Gene Ontology annotation, molecular function: protein binding; RNA polymerase II cis-regulatory region sequence-specific DNA binding; DNA-binding transcription factor activity, RNA polymerase II-specific. The transcript is spliced from 6 exons. Bases 323 to 2056 code for a protein of 577 amino acids. Gene Ontology annotation, biological process: regulation of transcription by RNA polymerase II. Lineage: Eukaryota; Metazoa; Chordata; Aves; Passeriformes; Fringillidae.